Molecule: messenger RNA, 323 nt
Organism: Onychostruthus taczanowskii (white-rumped snowfinch)
Lineage: Eukaryota; Metazoa; Chordata; Aves; Passeriformes; Passeridae
Product: vitelline membrane outer layer protein 1 homolog
Exons: 1
Source: RefSeq, a predicted model, not a curated record
CCGCGGCGCCUGGGGCCGGCCGGAGUCGUGUCCCCCCGGGCAGUGCCUGGUCUCCUUCCGGCUGCGCGUGGAGGCGCCGCGCGGGCUCUGGGACGACACGGCCGCCAACGCCAUGGCCGCCAUCUGCUCGGGGGGCUCCAUCCUGGAGGGUCCCGGGGGUCCCCAGGGCACCUGGGGCAACUGGAGCUUGCCCUGCCCGCCCGGGGCGGGGGUCUGCGGCCUGCGCACCCGCCUGGAGCCCCCCCAGCGCGGCGGCGACGACACCGGCCUCAACGACGUCGAGCUCUACUGCUGCAGCUGAGGGGCCGCCGGGACCACCGGGG